AGAUCGCUUAAUCGAGAUUCGUAGUUUUUAUACGCUCAUCUCUAGUAAUGAACGUCAAGUACGUUCAAAAACCAUUGCAUAGAACUAAGCAACAGCUAAACACAAAAUGUGCUCAGUAGGAGAAAGAGAUGUCUUAUGGUAGUUUCUAAUGUCAGAAAGAGAUAGCUUAGGUGCACACAGUUUUUCUAAAAUGUUUUUUAUAAGUGCCCACCAAGUGCCCACUAUUUCAAACGUACUUUUAUGGGCAAUCAAUCGAGGAGGACGGGAUAAGAAAAAACUUGUAAAUAUUUAUAAAAAAUCAUAAUGAUUCGUUUCAAACUAGUUUAAAAUAAAUUUGGAAAAUAUGUGAUUACUUGCGACGUAUCAUGGAGUAAAUUCCACUCCACAUUGUUGCUACAGCUACACUGUUUAACGAUACAUUAAUAUUUUGUGGUCAAACAUGGAUAACAGGAUAAAGUGGAUAAUAUUAGGCUCAGUGCCUGUGUGUUUAGCCUUUAUUUGGUAUUUACCGUUUACAUGGAGCUUGAUUUAUUUGGUAAUAUUUAGUGUCUUUCUAAUAACAACAGUGUUUGCGUUAACACUUUGGAGCCAUGUCGCCCUAUCCUCUCCUCAUCAAACUUCUUUGUUCUUGCUGGAUAGAGUGGAAAAAGAAGCUCGUCAAUUAGAGGAGGCUUUGAAGGAAGACCAAGGCACAUGGCCCCAUUCUACCAGGAAGACUCAUUUACCGGUGAUAUUCGGGCGUACAGUGGACAGUCAGUUGCAGCUUUUGAUUGACAACAUCCUGAGAGACUUUGUGCUUCGAUGGCUGAAGGAACUCUCGCAUAAACCCGAACCUGUUGUGGAUAAAUUCAAGGAGCAUGUCUGGGGUGCCAUUCAGAACCUCUAUGAGAGACUACUAAAAGUUGACGCUGAGAAGCUCUUAGCUAAUGACAUGAUCACCAAAAUUACUCAGCAUUUUGAACGGAUUAGAAUUGCUCAAAGUUGUGCAUUGGAACUAAACCAGCCCCCAGUAUUCGCGUUGGCUCCCCACCUGAUGUCCUGUGAGACGGAGCUGCACUACCUGCGGCAGAUCAGCGAGCUCAUCAUCAUGUUCCUGAUGCCGCGCUGCUAUUCGCUGACCCCCGCCUCGCAUCUCAUGAGGGAGAUCUUGUCUUGUAAAGUGCUCCAACCAGCGAUAGACUUAGUAACAGAGCCAGACUACAUCAACCAGAAGAUCAUCCAAUACUUGGAGGCGCAGAAGGAAGUAGAUGCGAUGCACGUUCGGACCCACGAGUACGCGAAGACGUUCGAGGAUUACAUUCGACUUAUCAACAGCUGUAACAAUGUCGACACGCUGAAACGGUUACGAUAUGACAUAGUGACUCAGAUUAUGCAGGCCACCACACUUCAGAAUAUGAAACGGGCGAAAGGGAUUGAUAUAGACGCGGUAGAGAAGACAGGGAUGCAGCAUAAUAUUAGUAGACAGCAGAUAGCUGAUGCUAAGAAGUUGAAGAAGUAUAUUGCUCAGCUGACGAUUGCUAAGGCGGAGUGUGAAGCGGCGUUGAGGAAGUUAGGUUGGGACGGCGCGUUCCCGACUGUCGAGUCUAAUAGCAAGACUCUACCUCUUCACAAGGUAAUGGAGAGUGUGACUGGCCGGCGUUACCUAUCGAUGUUCUUGGAGACGCUGUGUUCACCUGGUCUUGUGGGGUUCUGGACGGCUGUGGAGGAGCUCCGACACAGUCCCCGAAGCAGCUGGCACCAGCUCGGGGCCGAGAUAUUCUACACAUACAUACGGUCGCCCAGCGCAGAGAUAAAAGUCGAUAAGGACACCAGAAAAAGAAUGGAAGCAUUCCUCCUAGGCGAUAAAGGGCCAGAAGUGUUUUAUGAAGUCCAAGAGACGGUGGUGGACACGAUACAAGAGAAAUAUUACCAUUCCUUCCUCAUGAGCGAACAGUACACUGCUUUAAUAGCAGAACUCGCCACAGAAGAGGCUAAUAGCAAAGAGCAAAUUAACGACAGGUCGCCGAUAGAAGACCGGCAGCUGUCCAACGAGUCUGCGUCAUCAGCAGAGAGCGCUGGCGGGGCUUUACACCUCGCUGACCACUCCACCUACGCGAGGAGGAAGCUCGACCAGCUCCAGGAGAGACACAAUAACAAGAUCCAGGCGUUAGCAGCCCUCCGCGCGUCGCUGAAGCCGGAGUCCCCAGCGCUGGCGAUGCUAGCCAACGAGGUAGAUCGCUUAGCGGGCGAGCAGAUGAGGUUAGAGGCGCACCUGGCGCGGACAGACACGUGGGCCGACCACCUCGGCCGCUGGCGCGCCACUGUUCACAGCGCUGAGGUGAUAGAGGAGUCGAAGCCUCCGCAGUUCGUGAUCGUGGUGCACAUGGCGGAGUCCCCCGCGCCCCCUGGCGGCGCCGACGAGCGGCCCGAGCACAUCUCCACCGGCUGGGUGCUGCUGCGGACGCUUAACGAGUUCCAGGAGCUACAUAGAAAACUGCGGCCUAUGUGUGCAGAGCUGAAAAACUUGGAGCUGCCGUCCAACUCGUUCAAAUUCCUAUUCGGGAAAAAUGAUAAAAACUCACUAGAAAAGGCCAAAAUUUUGAUACAGAAAUAUUUAGAAUUUGUUUUAGAAGACGACCGACUGAACCAAAGCGAAGCUUUAUAUACAUUCCUCAACCCCAGCUCGGAGUAUUUGAAACAGGGAGACUUACCAAAGAAGAAUAAGUUCUCUUUUUCUACGUUAUUCAAAAGCACAAGCAGUGAAGCGACGACGCGGUCGUCCCAGGAGCGAGAGGCGUUUGCGCAUCUGUCGGCCGACGAGGACGAGAUAUCUCUGUACCUGGACGGCAACGGCGCAGACGCAGCUAACAAGAAUGUUGCUGGUGCUAUGAAAGGUGUGGGUGGUCUAAGCGAAGAGCGAGACAGCAUAGCGGAGCCGCUGUACGCGCUCUUAAGCGAAGUGUUCGACAUGCGCGGCGUGUUCCGCUGGCUGCGCAAGACGCUCGUCACCUUCGUGCAGAUCACUUAUGGCAGGACCAUCAACAGACAGAUCAAGGAGACGAUAUCGUGGCUGUUCUCGGAGCAGAUGCUGCACUACUACACCAGUGUGGUGCUCAAGUCGUGGUGGCCGGGCGGCGUGCUCAGCGAGACAACUACCAAUAGGAACUUUCAGGAUAAAGAGCACACGGUGACGCUGGCGCGGCAGCAGCUGUGUGACGCGGUGUGUGACGCGCUGGCGUCGCUGGUGGGCGAGCAGGCGGCCGCGCGCGGCGCCAACAAGCUCUUCCACACGCUGCAACACACCACGCACAACAAGCAGCUCUUCUAUGAACUAUUUGAGCUGGUCCUACUGGAGGUAUUCCCUGAGCUCAAGCGCUAUCAUUGAAGCGACGUAGGCAAGAGAAGGUUGACAAUAGAUAUAUCAAGAUUGUAUAAAACUUACAGGGAUUAUGGCCACAAUUCUUCCCCUACAUUUUGAUACUCCGAUGAGCAUUCCUUUUUUCUACUCUCUAUUUCGACUGAAAUGUUUUAAAGUAAUGCAUAAUUUUAAGUCUUAUAAUUUAGCAAUAUAAUUGCUAUGAUCUCUUUAUGUGUUGCCAUACCGCGCCCGGUGAUGUUUUAGAUUAAUUAUCUAAAGUUCUUAUGUGAGUUCACUAGGUGCCAAAGGUUGCACUAUUUGUUGUGCUUUUAACUACGUAACACGAAAUGUAAGGCUUCGUGCAGACUCAGCGAAUGUGUCGCGAAUGCGCCAAAUGUGCGCAAAUACAGUAAAGCCUCAUAUCCACUAGGCAACAACUACCGCGCAACACGUAACGCUCAACAUUUACGGCAACGUUGCACAACAACGCGCGACGUUGCCAGCUGAAUCGCAACAUGUAAUGUUACCUACUGAGUAAAUAUAGGCUGGUAGUGACAUCGUAACGAAUACUGAGGGAGAUGAUUCGGAUUAUGAUUCUGAGUUAAUAUGUGGAAUUAUCCGUCGGAAAAUUCAUGUUUUUAUUUUUUGUUUUUUAAAAUUAUUUUCAAUUCUAUACUUUUGCUAUGGAAAAUUCCACUUGAUAUUAACUCAGAAUAAUGAGCUGAAUCAUCCCUCUCAGUAUUUGUUACGAUGUCACUUACACCCCGUACAAGUACAUACAGAUAGCCAAACAAGUAGGUAUGGGUGUUAGAGACAACGUAACGAAUAAUGAGGGGGAUGGUUCAGACCAUGAUUCUGAGUUGAUAUCAAGUGGAAUUUCCUGUCGGAUUUUUUUUGUUUUUUUAAAUUAUUUUCAGUUCCAUACUUUUGCGGCGGAAAAUUCCACUUGAUAUCAACUCAGAAUCAUGGUCUGAAUCAUCCCUCAAAGUUUUCGUUACGAUGUCACUAACACCCUGCAUAUAUCUGAAAAAAAAGCUGCCAAUGUCCUUUCUAUUAAAGAGUUUUUACCGGCACAUCACUGGUCAUGCACGAAGUUCUCGAGGCUGUCGAAGACAGACGUAUUCCUGUCUGUUUUAAAGUCUCAUACUUACAUCAGUACCAGUUGUAUAAUAAAUUAAUGACUUAUGUACCUGAAAGCUAUUUUUAAAUGAAUCUCUGUAGUUUAUUAUGUUUAUAUUUAAAAAGAAAUCGAUUCUAGUCUUCUUAAUUUCUCUUAAAUGAGUUCGUUGUAUUAUAGCGUUGUGUAAGGUAUUUUAUGUUUGCCUUUGGCUGUGGUAUAAGGUGCACUAAGCAAUUGUUACGUAAAAGCACUAAAUCUUGGAAUUUCAUAUAUUUAUGUAUUUUCUAAUGUUGAAAUCGUGAAUUGUAUAUUUUUAUAAACUUAACAAGACGUGGUCUAAAAUUCUCGAAUUUCGUUUUAAUCUCACGAAAAUCAAAUUGCUUAAGUAUUUAAUUAGAUAAAAUAAGUGUAAAUAAUGUUAGUGUUAAUGUAUUGGAAUAAAAUGUAGUAAAUAAAUAUUAUACUUUUUAAUAACUUUCAUGGCAUUUGAAGGGGGAAACUGCCCACCAAAUCGUCACUGACUUAGCUAACUGCCGUAUCUGAGAUUUUUAGCGAAUCUGAUUUACACCUUUUGUUAUUGGCAAUAAGACAAAUUAUUUUAGCAAAAAACUGCAGAUACGUCAGUUUGCAAAGUCAGCCACGAAAUAUUAUAGAUAUGAUUGUUCGUCGUGGUUUCUAAUAUUGUGAAUUGUUGUUAAACUAUCCUCUGUGUAAAAUAUACUUAAUUUUGUUCAUAAUAUCUCCGUAAUAUACUUAAACCUAUGCUUAAGUACGUACCAAAUUCAGAUAUAUUUUGAAUAGCCCGUUUUUACUUUGUAUCAGAAUCUUUGGAGCUACUUACUGUUUGUUAAAAUAUACGAAUGUUGACUAGUCUAACAAGCUGUACGUAACGCAUUCUGUGUUAACAUGUUAAGGCAAAUAAAGUAUUAUAUGUAUUUUAUACAA
Pectinophora gossypiella (pink bollworm) is the source of this 5402-nucleotide messenger RNA. It is a transcript of the gene snz, whose product is annotated as sorting nexin-25. The record is from RefSeq and is a predicted model, not a curated record. The transcript has 17 exons. Lineage: Eukaryota; Metazoa; Arthropoda; Insecta; Lepidoptera; Gelechiidae. Bases 440 to 3364 code for a protein of 974 amino acids. Gene Ontology annotation, molecular function: phosphatidylinositol binding. Gene Ontology annotation, cellular component: intracellular membrane-bounded organelle.